Tupaia belangeri chinensis (Chinese tree shrew) is the source of this 862-nucleotide messenger RNA. It is a transcript of the gene PSMG1, whose product is annotated as proteasome assembly chaperone 1. Gene Ontology annotation, biological process: proteasome core complex assembly. NCBI's taxonomy places the organism in Eukaryota, Metazoa, Chordata, Mammalia, Scandentia, Tupaiidae. The coding region runs from base 120 to 725 and encodes 201 amino acids. The record is from RefSeq and is a predicted model, not a curated record. Gene Ontology annotation, cellular component: endoplasmic reticulum. Gene Ontology annotation, molecular function: proteasome binding. The transcript has 6 exons.
GGCGCCGUGCCGAGCCGGGACCGAGGACGAGGGGGAGGAAGAAGAGAAGAGGGAGACGCCCGAGGACAGGGAGGUCCGGCGGCAGCUGGCGCGGAAGAGCAUUUUUGUCAUCAUUUGUUAUGAACUCAGGAGUCUGGGAAGAAGUUGGCCGUGCCAAACUCUGGAAUGAAUGGUGUAGAACAACAGACACAGCACACCUGUCUCCCACAGAGGCUUUUUGUGUGUUUUAUCACCUGAAAUCAAAUCCCUCGGUUUUACUUUGUCAAUGCAGUUGCUACGUUGCUGAAGAUCAGCAAUAUCAGUGGCUGGAAAAGGUUUUUGGCUCUUGUCCAAAGAAGAACAUGCAGGUAACAGUUCUCACUUGUCGACAUGUGACCGACUAUAAAACCUCAGAAUCUACAGGCAGCCUUCCUUCUCCUUUCCUGAAAGCCCUGAAAACACAGAAUUUCAAAGACCCUACCUGUUGUUCCCUGCUAGAACAACCGAAUAUCGUACACGAUCUUCCUGCUGCAGUUCUGAGUUACUGUCAAGUAUGGAAAAUCCCUGCCGUUCUGUACUUGUGUUACACUGAUGUGAUGAAAUUAGACCUAAUUACAGUUGAAGCUUUUACAUCUAUACUGUCUUCCAGAACCUUGAAAGGUUUGGUUAAGAAUAUUCCCCAGAGCACAGAAAUACUGAGGAAAUUGAUGACAACAAAUGAGAUACAGAGCAACAUAUAUACGUGAUCCUCUGGUGAUCUUGGAAUGUAUAUUAUCUACCCAUCGCUUUAAGGGGAGUAGCGUGCACUGUUUUAUAGGUUAUUUUUGGGGAGGGCAUGGUAUAUUUUGAGGGUGAGAAAACAAUAAAUUUAUAAACAAUCACA